CCCAAGGAGGCUCCGCACUAGGGUCCGAAAUGUCUGAAGCUAAUCGCCAUGCGAAUGCCCAUGGCAAGAAGAAGCAUAAGAAGGGGAAGAGCAAGAAGUCGCGCUCUGUAGCCACCACCGAGCUUGAGUCCCGACUCUCUGAUGAAGAGGUCGACCCACAUGUUGACGAUGCCAUACGUGCGUAUCGUCAUGAAAAACCGGCGAGAGUAGGAGGUAUCAACAAAGACCCCGACGGAAGUGCUUUCGAUGGCUCCAAUGCCGACAACUCCACCGCUGCCUCCGAGCUUCUCUCGAAUAGGGAGCGCACUCCAACUAACACACCAACUAAAAUCCGGAAGGAGAAAAAAGACAAGCACGCGACUGGCUCAAGCGGCAUUCGAAAGGUCGUCAGCACAUCGAAUACCGGAUCGUCCUCCUUCUGGAACCGUGGUUUAACCUCUAACAGGAAGACGCCCGAUGAGGAGCAAGAACUCAUCCGAGCUGAAGCGCGCAGACUACAAGAAAAAGGCCGUUCUGUCCGCAGAGACUUCAGCUUCCGAGCUGGCGAUGACGCAUUUUCUGCUGUCACCCCUUCUAGUGUCGCUCCCUCUACUGUUAGUGGCGAGGACGAAGAGAGACGAGCGAGGAGAGAAGCUAGGAGAGAGGCCCGAGAAGCUCGAAGGGCGAGCCAGAGCCCGAAGAAGCUGCCGGGAACCUACCAGGAAGGGAGUGUGAUGGGAAGCGAUAUGAGCUCUGAUAUUGGCACGAAGACCUAUCAUCAUCCGAUCCCGGGACUCAGUAGCAGCAAUGGGGGCAGUGACUAUGCGGAGGAGAGACGAAAGAAGAGAAAUGGUGGGUAUAGGAGGGAGGUAUAAGAGGGAGGCUCUUUAAUAGUUUUUGUGAUUCGAGCGAGUGGAGAUUAUGAGAGAAGGGAAUACAGACGAAGAUUGCUUUUAAUGAGGCACACGAGAUGAUGGACGACUCGAUGGGAAUAUCGCGUUGCUUGUGAUUGUUGGUAGGAGUUAGGAACGAUU
Messenger RNA from Amorphotheca resinae ATCC 22711, 1013 nucleotides. RefSeq lists its product as hypothetical. Bases 30 to 854 code for a protein of 274 amino acids. Lineage: Eukaryota; Fungi; Ascomycota; Leotiomycetes; Helotiales; Amorphothecaceae. The record is from RefSeq and is a predicted model, not a curated record. The transcript has a single exon.